AUGUCUCAAUCAUGUGCUGUUGAAUCAUGUGAAUCUACAUUAGGUAUUUCUUGUCAUUGUUGUGAUAAAAUGUUUUGUCCAGAUCAUUUAGAUGAACAUUAUGAAUCAAUUAAUAAUCAGUUAAAUCCUUUGGUUAAUGAAAUUAAUACUCUUUAUGAUCAAAUUAUGAAAAAAACCAAAGAAAAAUUAAUUGGUAAUUGUCUUGAGAAACUUGAUACAUGGCGUGAUGAAUGUUAUCAAAUGAUAAAUCAUUUAUAUGAAAAAAAACGUCAAGAACUUGAACAACAAUAUAUUCAAAAAACUGAUAAACAACAAAAAAAAAUAAAUGAAAUACAAUUAAAAAUAAAUAAACUUAUUCAUGAUCAUGAUACUACACAACAAGAUAUUGAAUAUUUUAAAUCAACUAUUCAAAUAAUAAAACAUGAAAUAAAACAAAUUCAUCAAAUAUAUUUUAAUAUAAAUAUUCGUCCAUUAGAAUUAUAUGAAAAUUUUAUUUCAAUUGAACAAAUCAAACAAGAUGAAAUUGAUUUUACAAUGCUUUUAUCUCCAUAUAAAACAAUUGAUUGUCCUGAUGAAUAUAAUAUAAUAUGUACUACCAAUAAGAAUUUUCUAUUAAUACAUCAAAAUUCAGAAUUACAAUUAUUUAAUAAAGAAUUAAUAAUGAUUAAAAAUAUUUCAUGGAAAAAUCAUCGAGUUUAUGAUAUGUGUUGGUUAUCAACAUUAAAUAAAUUUAUUUUACUUGAUUUUAAUAAACAAGUUUAUCUUAUUAACGAAAAUUUAACAUCGAUUGAACAAAUUCAAAUAAAUCCAGAACAAACCUGGCGAUGUUGUACAUGUUCUCAUACAUCUCUAUAUUUAAUAUCAUCUCAUCAUCUUACAGAUAUUUUUCAAUUUGAUCUUCAAUCAUCUUUUCAAUUAAUUAAACGAUGGAAAAUUUCUUAUUUAUCUAAAGAACAUGAUAUUAUCAUAGAUAUGAUUUAUAAUAAUGAAACACUUGCUUUAUUAAUUAAAAAUCAAAAAACUCACAUCGAACUUCGAUCAUCUAUAACAUUUGAUCGAAUUUGGUUAUUACAAAUUGAUACCAAAUAUGAUAUUAUUCAUCCAAUUACUUAUUUCUGUUUACUUAAUUCUAAUGAUUGGCUUUUACUAGAUUAUCAUAAUUCUCGUCUUAUACAUGUUAAUAAUAAUGGAAAAAUAAGAUCAAUUUCUAUGUACAAUCCAUCACCUAUCAAGGCAAUUCUCUUCGAUUCUAACAUUCUUGUUAUAAAAACUGAUAAAACUUGGAAUUUUCAUGAAAUAUAA
This is a messenger RNA of Rotaria sordida, 1302 nucleotides long. The record is from the annotation of a GenBank genome assembly. NCBI's taxonomy places the organism in Eukaryota, Metazoa, Rotifera, Eurotatoria, Philodinida, Philodinidae.